AUGUCAAAAUCUUCAGAUCAUAUUUUGGAGAAAGCAAUUAUACGUUGCAAAAAGGCACAAGCAAUAACUCGGCCAUAUAAUGAGGAUGAGAUGGUUAAGGCAGGCACUCUUGCGGCUGAAAAGCUCGAUAUACUGCUAGAAAUGUCAAAAGAAGGUGAUUUUGGAGAGCUUGGAGAGCAGCUGAUGAUUUUGGAUGAUAUGGUGAAGAAUAUGCAACUUGCAAUCUUGGAGCCUCUCACGGACUCAAUAGAGACGAUUGAGCGCCGCAUGAACGCAUAUAUAAGCGCAGUAAACGAAGAGGAGGUGAAAUCAUCUGAUGCAACGUCAGCAGAAAGAAGUCAAGAGGGGGAGUCAGACGAAGCUGCUGGAAACCGGGACGUUCCUAGGCAAAGUGCAGACACAGAAUCCGAACCAAUGGAUGAUGUUACGGUCCAACAGCAAAGAUUCUUUGAACGACUUCAUCACUUUUUCGAAUUUCAGAGAAUAGCUGAAGAGAAAAUGCAAAUGAUCGAUCCCUCAGAAAAGUUGGGAACAAUUAAGUUGAAGGCUCAUUCGAAGGGUAUACAGGAGAAAGAUGGAACAUUCAAAUCCGGAUAUAGGCAACAAGACGGGAAUGGCAAGACCAUUAAAUACCUUUCCGAUCUAUAUGCUGCAGCCAACGAGGCGAAACCUGCCUUCCAGGAUGUGCUCAACUCACUGCUUCAGGAUCUUCCCCAGUUGAAUGCAAACAGUGUACAAAUGGCACCAAUUAAAGAUCAAGCUCGUGCAACUGAAAAGGCACAAGAAGAAUACACCUAUCGUAUUCCUGGACCUCGAGAAGCUUGGUUGUUCGAUAUUUUGCGCGCGAGUGUAACAUGCAAGACACAGAAGCAGAUGUCAGAUGUCAAUAAGUGGCUCAAGGAAAACGUUCAUAUUGUUGAUUGUCAGAACAGAUUUGCUUUACCACAGUUCGACGGAUACCGUGAUCUAUUGUAUUACAUAUCAGUCCCAUAUAAAGAGGAAUUGGCUUUUGUUUGUGAGAUCCAGGUCCACCACUUUGAUUUCAAACAGCAGUUUGGAGUUAAUUCGCAUCGACCCUACUUCCGACCCUACUUCUCAGGACCGUGGCGGGAACCAUUUGAGAAUCUUCGCGAUUUAGAUAUGCUUCUCCAAGUGGGAAGAGUCGAUGAUAAUCUCAUGGAAUUUCUUCUGGAGGCUAAUGAUUCGAGCCAGCUAAAGCUCUUUGGUCGGCUUUUCUUUGAAAAGCUGGAGGAAACGGACAGAGCGUUGGAACUCUUCAAACGUGUUUUGACGAUGGAAGAAACUGCGCUUGGGAAGGGACAUGUGAUCACCGGAACAACAUAUCAAUAUCUUGGUUUAUCGCUGUUGAAGAAAGGAGACGCGGAUAGCGCCCUAAUGUACCUGAGGGAAGCACUCGCAGUGUCCGAUGCGAAUCUCGGUUCGGCUCAUCCUGAGAUAGCACUAAUACACAGUCAAAUUGGCGAUGCCCUUCUGAUGAAGGGUGAUUAUGGACAAGCUUUGAUUGGACAAACGGAGACUUUGAGCAUUCGAGAAAGCUCGCUUGGCGAGAAUCAUCUCCUUGUUGCAGAAUCCUAUUUGAAGGUGGCAGAGGUCCUCCUCGAACAAGGUGAUUACAGAAAAGCCUUGGCAGAAUGUCACACUGCCUUGACCAUCCAAGAGUCAAUCUUAGGAGAUUCCGCUGCGGAGGUAGCACAGACUCGACUAUCAAUUGGUGAGAUUUUGGAGAAACAAGGCGAAGACCAAAAGGCUGCAGAGAUGAAUCUCUCUGCUUUGAGUAUCUUUGAAAAAUCGUAUGGAAGGAAAAACGAAAAGGUCGCGGAGGCUUUGAGUCAGGUUGGGGCUUUGCAGGCGAAAAAAGGGCUAUACAAGGAAGCUCUAUCGAGCCACCAGCGUGCACUGGAGAUUCGUGAAAGCCUUCUUGGAGAGAAUCAUCCCGAGUGUGCCAAAUCGCACACAUUCAUAGCAUUUGUCCUUGACAAGACCAAGGACGCGGAAGGCGCCGCGUCGUCUUUACAAGUUGCUCUGAAAAUCCGAGGCAAAUCAUUGGGAAGAUAUCAUCUUGAGACUUCAAAUUCUCAUUUUGACACAGGAAUUCUACUUUUGAGUAACGGCGAUCCACAAAAUGCCAUGAGUCAGUUCAAAGAGUGUCUUACAAUCAGGAAAAGUCUUUGUGGUAGAAACCACCCACUUGUUGGUCAAGCGAUGAAUGCUGUUGGUCGAUCCAAGGCCCAACUUGGAAGGCUCGAUAAAGCUCUUUCAGAUCACGAGAAGGCACUUGCGAUUCUUGAGAAAGCUGUUGGUCCGAAUCAUCCUUGGAUUGCAGAUACGUAUCAGUAUUUUGGAGAGAUCCAAAACCUGAUGGGCGAGAAGGAUAAGGCAUUCGAGAGUCAUAGCAAGGCAUUGGGUCUGAGAAGUGAACUUCUUGGAAAACACCAUCCCGAAACUGCAACAUCUUGUCUGCUAAUUGCAAAAUUGCUUGAGUCAAAGGGCGAUCUUCAGGGCGCAAAAGUUGCGUACCGCCAAGCGCUAAGUUCCUACCUCGUUUUGCAUGGUGAAGAUGGUCAAGCCACAGCACAAGUACGGGUAUGCUUAGGACGAAUGAUGGUUGGGCAGUUGAAUUUCGAGGGUGCGGAAGAGGAGCUAGCCAAAGCUAAUGCUGUUCUUGAGGGAAACGACGAUCUUCUGGCAGCAGAAGCGUUGUCGUUGCUUGGCACAGUGUUAAGCAAGAGAGAGGAUUACGAUGGUGCUUUGGAGUUGCAUAAGAAGGCUCUAAAGAUUCGACGGCGAGUGCAUGGCGAUCAGCAUCCUGAUACUGCUGAUUCAGCAUCGAAAGUCGAUUGCGCGAGAAGCAAGAAUGAUGAAGACGAGAUAACGUUGUAA
Cylindrotheca closterium is the source of this 2901-nucleotide messenger RNA. The record is from the annotation of a GenBank genome assembly. Lineage: Eukaryota; Bacillariophyta; Bacillariophyceae; Bacillariales; Bacillariaceae.